This is a messenger RNA of Candida albicans SC5314, 2664 nucleotides long. RefSeq names its product Muc1p (gene MUC1). The transcript has a single exon. Lineage: Eukaryota; Fungi; Ascomycota; Pichiomycetes; Serinales; Debaryomycetaceae. The record is from RefSeq and is a predicted model, not a curated record. The coding region runs from base 1 to 2664 and encodes 887 amino acids.
AUGUCAUUUUGGGACAACAACAAGGAUUCAUUCAAGUCAGCUGGUAAAUCGACUUUCAAGGGUAUUACUAGUGGUACCAAAGCUGUGGGACAGGCAGGUUACAGAACCUAUAAAAAGAAUGAAGCCAAAAGAAAGGGUGUUGAAUAUCAUGACCCGAUUAAAAAUGAAUCGAAAAGCGGAGAGACAAAUGUCCCUUAUAACCCAAGUCCAUUGCCUUCAAAAGACAAAUUGAGUUCAUACCAACCUCCACCUAAAAGAAAUGUGGGCACUUUUGGUGUUCCCCAAAGGGGAGAAGCUUCUCACUAUUCUGCUCCUGCGCCUACUUCGGGUCAAAGUACAUAUCCUGCAAAUCAACAACAAUAUCAACAUCCGAAUGAAAUUCAAACCAGCAGUGGCUAUCAAGAACCACCUCCGGAGUAUCUGGUAGAUUCUAAUAGUGACAUGCAGGGAUUUUCUGCGGGAAGUGAGUAUCAGAGAACAGCACAUCCAGCUCCGGCCAGUACUACUUUUACACCAGCUAAUCAAACUAGUUUUAUUGCACUGCCUCAGCCAACUUCAAUAGCUACGGACAAUGCAAUUCAGAAUAUACAACAGCAGUAUAAUAGUGUGCUGAAACAGCCAUCACCAGCACCAGGGUUACCACCAUUACAGCACCAACCAGGGAACUUGGUUAAUCCACCAUUGCCCCCACAAGUGCCCCAGAAAAGUAAUGUUCCUCCAUCACUUCCUUCAAGAACAUCAGUUGCCAGUGUAGCAAGCUCCACAUCUCAGCAAAGUGUUGGGCAAGGGAGUUUUGUGAAUGCACAGGAACAACCCAAACCUAAGCCAGCUUUGCCCGACCCUGGAUCAUUUGCACCACCACCAAGAAGACGUGACCAACAACCAAUUAAACCCAAAAUUUUAACCAAUAACUCAACCAUGGGAAAUGAGAAAAUGCUGAGUCCAUUAGUGCAAGGGCAGAGCUCAAGUCUGAAUAUUGGAUUACAUCCACUGAAGUCUAUUAGCGAAAGAGAACAUCAAUCAGAUUACAGUGACGCUCUGCUGAAACCACCAUCGUUACCAAGUAGAACGAGCUCUUCUCACUCCAACUUACCUUUGAAACAAAAGCCACCGAAACCAAAGAAACUUCAAGGUGAUUCAUCAAUUACGACUUCACACACACCAGGCUAUAACUCAAAUUACACUCAUAAUGUUUUUUCAGCUCGAAGCGAAGAAGAAUAUGCAACGCCUCCAAAACCACCACGUCCAGUUGAAGACGAGGAAUAUACAAAUCCACCUAAACCACCCAGACCAGUAGAAGAUGAAGAAUACACGAAUCCUCCUAAACCGUCUAGACCAGUUGAAGAUGACGAGUACACAAAUCCACCAAAACCUCCUCGUCCACAGACCCAAAAUUCUUCUGCGGUGACACCAAGAGCUAUACCUGAUGCCACUGAGCUAUCUAACAAAAAGCCUCCACCACCUAAACCUUUGAAAAAACCUUCAACAUUAGAUGGAUCAACAAGUUCCCCUCCUUUAUAUUCCGAGCUUGAUAACCUGUUUAGCAAACCGAAGCAAAUAAUCUCGGAACCUACAAACUCGCAAAGUGCAGUCCUGAGUGAGUUGAACAGUAUUUUUCAAAAAAUGAAUUUUAAUAAAACUGAAAGUGAGGCACCUGCUAGUAGUCCUGAAGUUAAACCGAAGCCCAAACCGAAGCCGGUACCAAAACCGAAACCCGAGAUGAUUACUAAGAAGCAAGAACUGCCGGAAACCAGUAUACGAAUAGCAACGACAACUAAACCGCCACCACCCGUGCGUCGUCUUUCCACACCCCAUAAGUCACCUUCUCCACCACCAGUUCCUCCAGCGAGAAAUUAUAGCAGGGCUCCUGCUCCACCACCUCCAAAACAAUCUGGCCCUCCAAAUUUGGAUUUAGAAUUAUCGAGUGGUUGGUAUGCCAAAACCAAUGGACCAUUGCAGUUACCCAAAGUAUUUCAUGGAAUCAAUCACAAGUUUUCGUACACGACAUCAUCAGGCUCUUAUGGGAAGGGUACCACAACUUUAACUGUGAGACUUAAAGACUUAUCCAUAGUCACAUAUAAAUUUGAAUACAGUAAUAAUGACAUUAGUAACGUAAAUGUGGUUAUUGAGAAAUAUGUUCCAUCUCCAAUCGAUACAACUCCUUCCAAACAAGAACUCAUUGCUAACCAUCAAAGAUUCGGGGAGUAUAUCGCAUCUUGGUGUGAACAUCACAGAGGUAAGACUGUUGGACGAGGUGAGUGUUGGGAUUUGGCAAAAGAAGCAUUACAAAAGGGAUGCGGAAAACAUGCAUUUGUAUCAAGUUAUACCAUCCAUGGUUAUCCAAUAUUGCAAAUUGGGAAUGUUGGUAAUGGAGUUUAUUUUAUCAACAAUUCACAGCAACUCGAUGAGGUAAGAAGAGGUGACAUUUUACAGUUCAACGCUUGUACGUUUUAUGAUGCAAGUACUGGUGUCACACAAUCUGCAGGUGCCCCAGAUCAUACGUCAGUUGUGAUUGGUAAACUGGGAGAUAAAUUGAUGGUUUUAGAACAAAAUGUUGGUGGUAAACGAUAUGUUGUUGAUGGUGAGAUAAAUUUGAAGAACUUGACAAAAGGUGAAGUUUACGUCUAUCGAGCAAUGCCACAUGAAUGGGCCGGUGAAUUAUAG